AUGGGCUCGGGGCGCGUGCCCGGGCUCUGCCUGCUCGUCCUGCUGGUCCACGCCCGCGCCGCCCAGCACAGCAAAGCCGCGCAAGCCGACUCUCCCUCAGUCAGCUGCCCGCAGGGAACGUAUUACCACGGCCAGACGGAGCAGUGUGUGCCAUGCCCAGCGGGCACCUUCCAGGAGAGAGAAGGGCAGCUCUCCUGCGACCUUUGCCCUGGGAGUGAUGCCCACGGGCCUCUCGGAGCCACCAACAUCACCACAUGUGCAGGUCAGUGCUCACCUGGCCAGUACUCUGUAGACGGGUUCAAGCCCUGCCAGCCAUGUCCACGGGGCACCUACCAACCUGAAGCAGGACGGACCUUGUGCUUCCCAUGUGGUGGGGGCCUCACCACCAAGCAUGAGGGGGCCAUCUCCUUCCAAGACUGUGACACCAAAGUCCAGUGCUCCCCUGGUCACUACUACAACACCAGCAUCCAUCGCUGUAUCCGCUGUGCCAUGGGCUCCUAUCAGCCUGACUUCCGUCAGAACUUCUGCACCCGCUGUCCAGGAAACACAAGCACUGACUUUGAUGGCUCCACCAGCGUGGCCCAGUGCAAGAAUCGCCAGUGUGGUGGGGAGCUGGGUGAGUUCACUGGCUAUAUCGAGUCCCCCAACUACCCAGGCAACUACCCAGCUGGCGUGGAGUGCAUCUGGAACAUCAACCCCCCACCCAAGCGCAAGAUCCUUAUCGUGGUACCCGAGAUCUUCCUGCCAUCUGAGGAUGAGUGUGGGGACGUCCUCGUCAUGAGAAAGAACUCCUCCCCAUCCUCCAUUACUACCUAUGAGACCUGCCAGACCUACGAGCGGCCCAUUGCUUUCACGGCCCGCUCCAGGAAGCUUUGGAUCAACUUUAAGACAAGCGAGGCCAACAGUGCUCGUGGCUUCCAGAUCCCCUAUGUUACCUAUGAUGAGGACUAUGAGCAGCUAGUAGAAGACAUUGUUCGAGAUGGCCGGCUCUAUGCGUCUGAAAACCACCAGGAGAUUUUAAAGGACAAGAAGCUCAUCAAGGCCUUCUUUGAGGUGCUGGCCCACCCCCAGAACUACUUCAAGUACACAGAGAAGCACAAGGAGAUGCUGCCAAAAUCCUUCAUCAAGCUACUCCGCUCCAAAGUUUCCAGCUUCCUGAGGCCCUACAAAUAGUGCCCCUAAGCCCAAGACCCAGGUUUUAAAGCCCCCAGACUCCUUAGCUCUCAGAGCCGGCAGCUCCCAUCCCCAGAUGAGGAACUCUCUCCUCUCUUUCUUUUUGGAGGAAAAAAAAAAAUCACUAUAGACAAAGCACUCUUCCUUUCUGUCUCUCUAGCUUCCUUUCCUGUCUCUCUCUGCCUCUCUCUUUCUCCCUCUCUCUUACUGUGGUCUCUUUUCCUACAUGCUCCCUGGAAAAGCCAUUAAGCGCUGGCUCUGUUUCCCCUGAGGGGUAAAAGAACAGUGUCCCCUUCCCCUUCCCAGCCACACUGCCCAUUUUACUAGCCCACAUCCCUGGCCUCAUCAGCUUGGAAGGGUGCUAGAGGCCCAUGAAGGAAGUGGGGAAUGGGGUGGGAGAAGAAGGGCUUCUGCCAUUUUAGGGUUGUGCCUUGCUAGUCAGGAGCCAAAAUGCCCCCUGGCUGUGCCCCCCAGGAUGAUUCUAACAACCCAGGGUUCUGCCAAAGAAGCCUUUGACUUACAGGCUUAAUGCCAGCACUGGUACUCUGGGGCACAUGGUUCGAGCCCUGGACUGUCCACACAGCUGGCUUUCUUGUCUAUACAGCUUCUUUCCUUCUUCCCCCACAUCUGCUUGGGGUCCAAUCCAUGAGGGCUUACAAAAGGCCCAUAGCACUGGGCUAGUGGACAGCAGCUGAAUGAGGAAAAGCAGCAGGCAUUACCAUGUUGAAUGUGCCGCUGUCACCCCCCCAACAGAAAGACUAUAGCUCUGCAGGACAGAAACCAGGUUUUAAAGCAUCACCAAAAAAAAAGAAGAAAAAAAAGAAAGAAAGAAAAGGAAGGAAGGAAGGAAGAAAGGAAGGAAGGAAAGAAAGAGAAAAUGUAUCAUCUAAAGGACUAGACUACAGAACAAUUGGAAGCCAGCCUCAAACACUAAUCCCCUUUCUUGUCUUCCUGGCCCAGCCAUCUCCUCACCCCUACCUGAGUGCUCCCUGGGGGAGCCCUACUCCCCUUGCUAAGUGUUGUCCUUAAAGAAACAUGGCUGCUGACCAGAAGCCAGCCUGGGCCUUGCCCCAGACUUGUCUUUCCAUUGUAGCCCCAGAUGGCUUGUGGGCUCCACCAAAGAGGACCCUGCUCUGCAGCCAGCCCAGAGCCACUUGCUGCCCACAACCUUGCUGGCCCCAGGUUGUGGGCAGCAAGAGGAAUGUGUGCACACUUGGCGAGCCUUCUGCCCACCCUGUCCACAUCUAAUAAGUGCAAUCAUUUUGAGUCUUCCUAUGUUGUCUAGAGGGAGGGGUUUUUGUUUUCUGGUUUUGUUUUUUGUUUUUGUUUCUUUUUUCCUCUAUUAGAACAAACCUAUUUAUAGCUGCCCAAGAAAGAAGAGUGUAUGUUUGAAGUGGAAGAAAAAAGGUUUUGAAUCUCAUGAACCUUGAGUGCUGGAGCAUCUGAUCUGUCUCUGCUCCCCCACCAGUGGCCAUUCAGACCUCUGGAACCCUCAGCUGGGAGAACCCAAAACUGUAGCUCAGAGGCACCUGAUGUGUAGGAGAGUAAUUCUGGGGACUUGACGGAGCAGGAAGGAGAGGGACCUGUGUUUGCUAAUCCAAUCCUGCCAUCCCUGUGCCUCUCUAUGGAUUCAGCAUGGACCUCACGACUGUAGAGGCCGAUGGAAUCGGUCAGUGAUUCUCCACUCCCAAGUAGGGAAAGCCUCCAUCUUUUCCCUGCCUUCAUCCUGUUUUCCCCUGGUGUACACAUGGAAGAGCAUCAGGACAAACCCCCUGGGGAUGGGCUGACUCAGGGCCCUGAGGCCAGAGACAAGGCUAUGGGAACCAAGAAUAGGACAGUUAUCCAGGCAUGAAGUUUGCCUGACCUCUGCCUACCCCUACCGGUUUGCCAUUCCCUCUAGGAGUUGACUUCAAGCCUAGCUUCCUCCACUACUGCUUUUCAAAAGGAAGAAUCAAGCUCAUGCCCAAGCCCACAUCCUGCACACAUUCUACCCUCAUUCCACUGCUGCCUAUAAAUUUAUUUUCCAUUUGCUCCUUUUAUUUCCCCCAAAGCUGUAGUUCUAUUCAAUCAAAGGCUACCAAUUAACUUCUAGGGUUCAUUUCUAAGUGACUGUCCCAGGUUAUUGCUCCCCCAGGAGAGUUGACACUACAUAAAGAAGCUUGCACCAUCCCCUCACUCCCUAAUCAGUAGCGUUCACCAGCCAAAUAUAGCCUUAGGCAGUAGGUAGCCAAGGUCAAAGCUAGUUCCCCCGACUUCCAUUAGCCAACACCCAGGCCCUUGGCAGUAGAGUGUCUGGCUUCCUGUGUCUCUCUUAGUCAGAGAGGGCUCUGCUAUAAAGAUACAACAUGGCUGCUUCCAUACAAGAAAAUGGUCAUUUAAUAGAAGUAUCCACACUUCCCAGGAAAUGCCAUGAAAACUGCUUUAAUCCACUCUGACCAUCCUCAUUCUCCACCAGAAGCUAGGAUAACUUUCUGAUUCUCUCCCUACCAUUGCAUCUCUCUUAGAAAGCUAAGCAGAGUACCUCCCAACUUAGACCUUCAGGGUCUGGCUUCUCCUUGCUCUCUUCCUUUCCUGUCACCCCAUACAUACACAUAAACAUAUUUCCUCCAGUAAUUUAUUCCACGGUUUCUGGAAACUGCAAAUGAUUUCCACAGUAUGGGAAGUAUAGACCACUAGGCUUCUUAACUAAUGUCAAAACAGAUCUUGGUGAGCAGGUAAAGACCUGCUAAUGUCCACCACGAUUAGUUUAGGUCGUCCAAGUAAGGGGUUAACAAUCCAGGCAAAGCUACUGCUGAACAUAUGGAGGAAGCCAGUCUUGGGGCAUCAAACCAGGGGUUAAGUAGACUGAAUGAGGAGUCAACACUCAGGGACUCUCUAGGCCUUUUACAGGUCAGACAGAAAAAACGGUUUUUACCAGUGUAAGGAAGGAAGUAGAUGGUGUAAAUGGGAACCCUUCAUCAACCAGUCCCAAGGCCUCUCUGCAGGAUGGGGGUGUUUACAGGGCCACAGUACUGUGAGGCUUCAUUUCUCUUAGUACAAAACCUGCCCUGAUCUGAGUCUGGGAAUGGGAAGCCAUUUCUGCAAGGACUCUGAGCGCCAAGUGAUGCACAUCAGAAAGGCACUUAAAUCCUCAGCAACAUGGCAAUCCCUUUUUACUUCUCUGCCUCCCUCUUUCUGUAUUAUUAGGCCAGGUCCAUUCCCUAAACCCCGAGGGAACUCUCAGUCAGGAGAAAACCGACCAGAGCCCAGACUUGAGCUGCCCUACCCCAGGCCUAUAAAUCCCCAGAAGAAGACACUGAGCUGUGACUGCUCUGACUUCGUGAGGAUUGGGUUAGUUUGAGGUAAUGGAGGCUCAGAUUUGUUGCUGCAAGUUCAGUAAUACGGCCCUGGUCUCUGGCCCUAAUGAAAUUUUUGUAUCUGAGAAGUGUUCUCCAUAGGCAUGUCUGAGGGGACUCUGUAGUGGACUGACAGGUCAUAUCUCAAAAUGUCAGAAAACAUUAUAGAGCAUUCAAACUUUGUUAUUUGCUGCUUAACCUCAAUAUUACAGGCUCAAAUUAGGGGGAGGGAGACAAAGUAUAACUGACCAUAAGCAGAAAAUAAUGUUAACCUGCUUGGCUUCUUUCUAAAGCACAAAAGUGGAAGCAAACAACACAAGGAUAUCUUUAAAUAGGACCUGUCUCAAAGAUAGCACACCCUGUGCUUGGGCCAUUAUUUGGACUAGGAACCCUUUAAGAAAAUAUAUGAUUAGAGAGAAUAGAACCCCCAGUUCUGUUAUCAGCUUAUCUAGACAACACAUUGUAGCAGUUUGGACAAACCGAAAACUUUAUUCUUCUAUGUGAGUUAAACUGAAGUUUCAGAGAAUAAUCAUUACCAUGUGGGAGGCUUUUUUUAAUGCAGAAAAAGAAUCUCAAAAUGUUGUAUUUAUAUCUGCCUUCCACUGCUGCCAAUAUAGUAAGCAUCUCCUACACAAUCAACAAUAAACAGUAAAUGAUGCAGUUCAUAGAGUAUUUUGCACUUGGGGAAAAAAAUGUAUCUGAACUUGUAAAAAGAAAUGUUUGGA
Molecule: messenger RNA, 5233 nt
Organism: Leptonychotes weddellii (Weddell seal)
Lineage: Eukaryota; Metazoa; Chordata; Mammalia; Carnivora; Phocidae
Source: RefSeq, a predicted model, not a curated record